Messenger RNA from Saccostrea echinata, 1684 nucleotides. RefSeq lists its product as uncharacterized. Bases 92 to 859 code for a protein of 255 amino acids. The record is from RefSeq and is a predicted model, not a curated record. NCBI's taxonomy places the organism in Eukaryota, Metazoa, Mollusca, Bivalvia, Ostreida, Ostreidae. The transcript has 7 exons.
ACAUCCGGUCUGGGUUGCCAGGAAGCAGGGUUGUAGACUAGCAGACUUCAAAAUAUACCCUUCAGCGUGUCUCUAAUAUUUUUUAAGAACAAUGUCAAAAGGAGCAAUGGACCCAUCUACCUUCCAGGCUCUUGUUGAUAAAAUCCACCAGGAAACAACAUCUUCUGAGAAAAAGGUGGAGAUUCUUUACAGCUGUCGAGGAUUUUAUAACGCAGAUCAGGCUUCUAGACUCCUUAGUUCCUUUGCCAAUCCUGCUGACAAAAUCAGAGUACUUCGAAUUCUGGAGCCACGACUGUGUCAAAUGACAUGUCGAGAUGGAAGGGAGAUAAUAAAUGCUGUCAGCAUUCACAAUGAUAAACUGAUUGCCUUAGACUGCAUUAAGAGAGUACUUUCUGACUACCAAAGUAAACUGGGUGAGGAGUACAUUUUGAGUGCCUUCCCAUUUGAAAAUGACAAACUUAGGGCAAUGCAAAUAUUGCAAACAGUCAACUCAUUUGUUGGAGACCAUGUGGCCGCAGGAGGACACCAGGGUUAUGCAGCAUUAGGAGGUCUGUAUACACAAGCCCGCCCUAUGGUGCCUCAUCUUUAUGGACCUGUGCCUGAGCAAGCAAAAUUAAUACCUGGGCAUGGUAAAAUAGAAAUUCCUCCAGAAGCACAACCUGGUGUUGUUCCUUCAAUCUACACUGGCCAUCCAUCCUAUGCCUAUCCCCCUGACAGGAGUUAUGAUGAGGACAGGGGCUACCCCGGGAACUCAGACCUGGGUCAGACUCUACCUGGGGAUUACCCCAAAGGAGCACCUCCUCUGGGAUAUCACAGUGGUGCCCCAAAUCCCACUGGCUUUUUAAAACUGGAGUCAUAAAAUAAUUAACUAUUUUUCAAAUUACCUAUCAGGAGAACUAUGUUUCUUUUUUGAAUUUAUGUAUCAAUCAUUAUUAAAAUUAUUGCAUUGUACAAAACCACAAAUUUUAAAAUAUAACACUCCAUUGUUUUCUUUUGCCUUCAUUCAUUGAUGAUGUGAUAAAGGAUUAAGAUAGCAUUAAACAUUGUCAGUGUUACUGAAUUCCAAAAUUUGCAAGGAUUAUGUAUUUUAAUUUUCAAUGAUAUGUACAAGUUUGCACUGCACAUGCAUUUUUAUGUAUAACUCAAGAUCAAUCUGGCAUGUAAUCAGUAAUUUUUUAUAAAGAGGACAGACAGCUUUCCCCCCUUUGUUUUACAUUGAACCUAUUUAUUUUUUAAACAAAUUGUUUUUAUUGGUUAGAUUAACAUUUUUGUAAUGUUAAACUGCUUGUUAUACUUUUGUUGAUUUUGUUUUUGUGAAAUUGAUUAGAAAUAGAUAAAUGUAUGUUAAAAUUUGAAAAAGUUGUUAUGUUUGGGUUGACCCUUUCUUUUUUUCCACAUGAAUCAUUAUACAAGCACAAUUGUAAUUUAAUGUUGCUAAAUGACUUAUAUUCACAAGUUGAGCACAGGUGAUUUGGUGCAUGUGUACUUCUUGUUAUGUAACACCUAUCAGUAUUAUACCUUCAUGUUAGUAUAGAAAUCAUUUAUGCUUAUUAGAUAAAGCUGAUUUUGUUUUAUACAUUUAUGUCUUUUUUUUGUUUGUGUGUGUGGAACACACCUGUUUUGCAAUGUAAUCUGGAAAUCCUAACACAUUUGCAAGAAUAAAUGUUUCUUCUAGAAAACCCAA